Messenger RNA from Penicillium diatomitis, 2712 nucleotides. Its product is annotated as CeGAL family transcription factor. The transcript has 5 exons. Gene Ontology annotation, biological process: DNA-templated transcription; regulation of DNA-templated transcription. NCBI's taxonomy places the organism in Eukaryota, Fungi, Ascomycota, Eurotiomycetes, Eurotiales, Aspergillaceae. The coding region runs from base 1 to 2712 and encodes 903 amino acids. Gene Ontology annotation, molecular function: DNA binding; zinc ion binding; DNA-binding transcription factor activity, RNA polymerase II-specific. The record is from RefSeq and is a predicted model, not a curated record.
AUGAGUCUUUCGCACCCUUUGUGGGACUAUCAGCAAAGCCUGUUCAUGUUAACGAGUGCUGACGCCGAGACGUGCAGCCAACUGAGCCAAGAGAAUCCACUCGCGGCCCUUCAAGUACCGGAGACUGAAAUCGGCAGCAGGAAAAUGGCGAUUCCACGCCUCGCAGAAGGCACAGAGUCAGCGUUCACGUCCCCUGGCAGAUUUCACCGUCGCCACGUUCGCCGGGCGUGCGAGAGCUGCCGCCAGAGAAAGACAAAAUGUACAGGUGACAAGUCCGGCUGUCGCAACUGCCGAGAAGCUGGCAUCAUCUGCUGUUACACUGAUGGGAAAAGAGAGAAGUCGAAGCGACAGCUGGCUAGCUUGACCGCAAAGGUACAGGCGUAUGAGGAUGUCAUUAGAAAGUUGAGUGGCCGCUUUGGUGUUUCUGAUGAGCAGCUAGUAAACAUUGCAUUGGCCGCGGAGUCUGCGCCCGAAUUAGUGAUCCAAGUUGAUGACAGCCUGGCUCGGAAAAAUGAUAGAGGUCGAAAGUCUGAGUCCGAGCCUCCCCCGCAGGAUAGCUCCUCAUCGCCUGGUAUUAUAGGCCGUGUGGAUCACACCGAAGAGGACUUUAACCGGGAUGAAAAUGCUCGUGCGACCGGCUUUGUCGGUAGGAGCUCAGAGAUCGCCUGGCUGCAAAAGCUAGGAAAGGAAAUGAACACGGAGUGCGAGGACUGGUUGACAGUCAAAUCUCACGAGGAUAAUGAGAGUGGACUUCCAUCACCGACCCCAACUCCACUGGUCGACAAGCAUGUUGAGCCAUUGGUAGCUUCAGCCACCUACUUUGCAGAUGAUCUCGAAGUUCCUAAAAGGGAGCAAGUUGAUUUGUUUGAAGUACCCACCAGAGACGCUGCAACGAAGUUGCUGAACGCCUACCUGACAUCAGUCCAUCCAUCAUUUCCCAUCAUUGGGAUUUCGACUUUCCUCUCACAAUUCCAAGUCUUCUUUAAUCAGCCUUCGCUCAGGCCCGGCGGCAAGUGGCUAGCGAUUGUCAAUUUGAUUUUUGCCAUUUCUUCAAAGUAUGGUCAGUUGACCGACGCCGAGUGGGCAGAGGGCGAGGAUGACCAUGAGGUCUACUUUUCAAGAGCCAGAGGCCUUUGUCUCGAGAAUCAAUUCCUUCAGCAUCCAGACCUACAGCAGCUGCAGAUUGAAGGGCUCGCUUCCUUUUAUCUAACAUCGUCUGGGCACAUAAAUAGAGCUUGGAAACUAGCUGGAAGUGCUGUUAGGGGUGCGCUAGGUCUUGGAUUACACCUCCAGAACGUGGGCGGUUGCACAUCUGAUACCUCAAAGGAGAUUCGGUAUCGUGUUUGGUGGUCACUCUACAACAUUGAGCAUCUGCUAGGGGUUAUGACAGGUCGCCCAUCGUGCAUCAUGGACGGCUCAUGCACGACACCCCUGCCAGUUCCAUUCGAUGAAAGUGAUUUUCAGAAAGAAGACGUGGCACAGCUGAUCAGCGUGGCUGGGCGAGGGGCUUCGAGUCCUUUGGAUCGAGUGUCUCUGAACGGCAACACCGCCAACCUGGACUCUACCGCAGACUCCGACUCGGGCGAAUCAACGUCGGCUGGUGAUCAGAAACGAAGCCGGGCGGAAUAUCUGAAGUGUCUUCCACCAUGCAUGUCUCUUUAUUUUCUACAAUUGACUUCACUCGCUAUUAUUGCCAAGCGGAUGACCACCAAGCUUUAUAGCCCCGAGGCAUUGCAAUCCCCUUGGGCAAGCAUUGAGUUUACGAUUCAAAGUCUUACACUUUCCAUCGACUCAUGGUUCAUGAAUCUUCCCCCGGCAUAUGAUUUCACUUCGACUCAGAGCUCGCAAUGCCCCGUGGGUCAGCGAAUGGGCCUCGCCUUUCUGUUUUACAGCACGAAAAUCGGCAUUGCGCGCCCAUGUCUCUGUCGGCCGGAUGCCUCCCCGUCCGAAGACAGCAAGGUGCGGGAAUUCUGCGGCAAGACCGCUGCUGAAUGUGUGGAGUCUGCAUGCCAUAUGCUGACUCUGUUUCCUGACAAUUUGGAUGCGGCUCUAUUGCAUCGGAUGUCUCCGUGGUGGUGCACCCUACAUUACUUGAUGCAAGCGACCACCGUGCUCCUGAUGGAGCUUGCCUUUCGAUCUCGACAUGUCCCUGACAAAGCAAACAUGGUACUGAAAGCUGCAAGAAAAGCCGUAGAGUGGCUGGCUGUCAUCGGAAAGAAAAGUACCGCAUCAGCGCGUGCAUGGAAAAUUUGUGAUGGAUUCCUUCGUCGCCUCACCCCUUCGGCGGAAAUCGACAUAGGCGAUGUAUCAGAUAAUGAGGAUUCAACGGGCAAUUCCCUCUUCGAUGCAUCCUCCGACGCUCUCGACCCAUUCGAGACAGGCAAUAGUCCCCUGGUGAACAGCCUUGCUUUCGAAUUGCCUCCUGUGCCCAUUGCUACAGCAGAUUCGAUCGCGGCUGAGAUGGACUCCAUUGCUUGUUCGCCGAGUAAUCAGCCUGCGAGCCCGCUUGAUAUGUCGAUGUCAUUCAAUAUGGAAGCACCUGAUCUCCUGGACUCGUUGACCAAGCAAGAGGCGCCUUUCUCUAACCAACUAACGUACGAUGAUUUCUUCCCCUGUGAUCCCAACACGGGCCAGAUUACCGGAUCUUUCUUCCCAAGUGGCCCUAAUUUGGACGUUGACAUGGGGUAUUUCUGGGGUGAUGCCGUUUGUUAA